This is a messenger RNA of Lampris incognitus (smalleye Pacific opah), 1611 nucleotides long. Its product is annotated as G2/mitotic-specific cyclin-B2-like. The record is from RefSeq and is a predicted model, not a curated record. Gene Ontology annotation, molecular function: cyclin-dependent protein serine/threonine kinase regulator activity. The transcript is spliced from 9 exons. Gene Ontology annotation, biological process: mitotic cell cycle phase transition; regulation of cyclin-dependent protein serine/threonine kinase activity. NCBI's taxonomy places the organism in Eukaryota, Metazoa, Chordata, Actinopteri, Lampriformes, Lampridae. The coding region runs from base 1 to 1611 and encodes 536 amino acids. Gene Ontology annotation, cellular component: cyclin-dependent protein kinase holoenzyme complex; cytoplasm; nucleus.
AUGAAGCUGAACAGAGACAAAUGCAAGAUUGGACUCAGUGAAAUCAGCUACAUUGGACAUGUGUUGAGCAAGGAUGGGCUGAAACCGGACAUGGGAAAAGUAAGAGCCAUACAAGAAAUACCAGAGCCACAGGACAAAACGGAGCUACAGAGAAUCAUGGGAAUGGUGCAGUACUUAGCCAAAUUCAUUCCUAAUCUCGCCGAAGUGUCUCCUCCUCUCAGGAAGCUACUGGAAGCAAGGCUGCAGAAAAUGUUGAUGAGACUCCAAAAGUAUAGCCUAAAUGUGAACUACAAGCCUGGUAAGGAAAUGCACAUUGCAGAUGCAUUAAGCAGAGCCAGCCUAAAAGAUCUCACAGAUAGCACACAGGAGGAGGAGCUGGAUGUGAGCUACGUUGUGCAACAGUUACCUGUGUCAGAGGAGAAGCUCCAGCAGUUCAAAGAGGCAACUCAAGAGGACGAGGAACUAAGACAGUUUGGGGGGACAGAAAAUCCAACCCAGAAAGGCAAGGCCGCAAAGGGUCCUAAGAGAGCUGUGUUUGGACAGCUUACCAACGUUCCUGUUGCAGCCGUCAACACCAAGAAAAAUGGAUCAGACGAAGCUGCAACCAAAUCAUUGCUCAAACGAAAAACCAAGCAAACCGCGGUCCAACAUUGUGGUCCUCCAAAGGCGGAUGAAAUUCCGCCUUCCUCCAUCCAAGAGGAAUCAGCUGGUGUGUCGAUGAUGGAAGAGGAACUUUGCCAGGCCUUCUCUGAAACUCUCCUUGAUGUGGAGGACAUUGACAAGAAUGAUUCAGAUGUGCCACAGAUGUGUUCUGAAUACGUGAAGGACAUCUUUGUUUAUCUACGGAGCCUAGAGGAACAGCAGGCUGUACGACCCAAAUACAUGCACGGCUAUAAAAUCAAUGGACGUAUGCGCGCCGUCCUCGUUGAUUGGCUGAUUGAAGUUCACGCCAGCUUCCAGCUAUUGCAGGAGACUCUUUAUCUCACAGUUGCUGUAUUGGAUCGUUUUCUCCAGGUCCACCCAAUUUCACAACAGAAGCUGCAGCUGGUUGGCGUGACUGCCAUGUUUUUAGCUUCAAAAUAUGAAGAGAUGGACUGCGUAGAUGUUGGGGACCUUGCCUACGUCACAGACAAUUCCUUCUCCAACGCUCAAAUCCUGGAGAUGGAGCGAGUUAUUUUUCGGCAACUCAACUUUAACCUGGGACGCCCCCAUCCACUACACUUCCUCAGGAGGGCUUCAAAAGCCUCCAAUUCUAAUGUAGAGACGCAUAUCCUCGCCAAGUAUCUGAUGGAGCUGACCCUCCUUGACUACGACAUGGUGCACUACCGACCCUCAGAGAUCGCUGCUGCCUCCCUGUACCUUGCCCAGCUGCUCUUUGAUGAACUGCCUUGGUCUUCUACACAGAAGCACUACACAACAUACGAUGAAAUCCACCUGAAGCCAAUUGGGCAGCACAUUGCUAAAAACGUUGUGAUCAUGAAUGAGGGGAAAACAAAGUUCCAGGCUGUAAAGGGCAAGUAUUCAUGCGACAAACUGAUCAAGGUCAGCCUCGCCCCUCAACUAAAGUCUCCUGUGCUGACCAACAUGGCUGCUCCUCUUCUCAAACCCUGA